AUGCUUAAAGCACAUGCAAAUGCAAGUACAUUAUGUCGACAAUUAAACCAUAUCAACAACCCUAUAAUAAAUACUUCGUUAUUAUCAGGAUUACGAUCAAAGUGUUGGGGAGUAAGAAAUAAGACAACACUAACCAAUUGUCACACACAUAAUCUCAUUUAUUCAAAAUACAACAAUAAUGGUAGCAAUAUAACAAUCAAGAACGUACAAGGCAUUAAAUAUUUCUCAGAUUUCACUAAAUUACUACGGAAUGAUACCACAACUUUUCAAAAUAAACUGAAACUUAACUCUCAUACCACCUUUAAUAAUAAUAAUAAUAUUCCAUUUGCAAAAAUUUCUAAAAAUUUCUUUCACUCAUCCAGAAAUAAUCAAAAUAAUAAAUCUGAAGAAACUUCAAAAUCUAAGAAGGAUACAAAAUCAUCUUCAGAAUCUGGUUCAAAGGAUAUAUGGAGAUUAUUACUUCUAAUCAAGAACGAUUGGAGAUUAUUAUCUGCAGCUUUAGGUCUGCUGACCGUUUCAUGUUCCAUUGGUAUGGCGAUCCCUAAAAUUAUAGGUAUUGUGUUAGAUGCCUUAAGGACAACUGCACCUGAAGAACAAAUUACUGUAAUGUCUUUACCAUUACCUCAAUUUUUUGGUGGGAUUGCCGUAGCUUUAGUUAUCGGCUGCGCUGCGAAUUAUGGUCGUGUUAUCUUACUGAGAAUCUUGAGUGAACGAUUGGUUGCUCGACUAAGAUCAAAUAUCAUUAAGAGAGUGUUACAUCAGGAUGCAGAAUUUUACGAUACCUAUAAAGUUGGGGACUUGAUAUCAAGACUGGGAUCUGAUGCUUAUGUUGUUUCAAGGUCCAUUACUCAGAAGAUAUCAGAUGGUAUAAAAGCUUUAUUUGUAGGAUCUGUGGGUAUCGGUAUGAUGGUAUCAUUAUCACCACAACUGUCAGGUUUUCUAAUGUUACUAGCUCCUCCAAUCCUUUUUGCAGCAAAGUUUUUUGGUAGAAAGAUAAGAUUAAAUUCCACUCAGUUACAAGAGGCUACUGCAAAUAUGACGCGUGUAUCAGAGGAACAGUUCAAUGGUAUUAAGACGAUACAAAGUUUUGUUGCAGAAAAGAACGAGAUAAAUAAAUAUAAUGGUGCAAUUCGUCAAAUAUUUAGAGUAGGUAAAGAUGCUGCUUUCAUAAAUGGUAAAUUUUUUACAACUGCAAGUUUGAUAGGAGAUCUAAGUUUUUUGAUUGUUUUAAGUUAUGGUUCAUACCUUGUACUGGGCAAUCAAUUAUCUAUUGGUGACCUAACGGCAUAUAUGCUAUAUACAGAAUAUACUGGUAAUGCAGUCUUUGGCCUAUCAACUUUUUACUCAGAAUUGAUGCAAGGUGCAGGUGCAGCUACCAGAUUAUUUGAAUUAACUGAUAAAGAAGUUAAGAUUCCAUCCACCUUAGGGAAAAACAAGUUUAUUCCAACAAAACCGAAUGGGGGCUGUGAAAUCGAAUUCAAGGAUGUUUCAUUUGCAUAUCCAACGAGACCUGCCAAUCAAAUAUUUAAAAACUUAAAUUUUAAGAUCGAAGCAGGUUCAAACGUUUGUAUUGUCGGUCCAUCUGGUAGAGGUAAAUCGACUAUCGCGCUAUUAUUACUACAUUAUUACAACCCUACGAAUGGAGAGAUAGUUAUUGACGGCCAGACUUUGAACGAAAUGAAUACAAAAUCACUAAGACGUAAGAUUGGUAUUGUUCAACAAGAACCAACUUUAAUGUCAGGAACAAUUAGGGACAACAUAACAUACGGUUUGACUUAUAAACCUACAAAGGAAGAGAUUAGAUCUGCUGCUAAGCAAUGUUUCUGUCAUAAUUUUAUUACUAAAUUUCCUGAUACUUAUGAUACUGUCAUUGGACCUCAUGGUGCUUCAUUAAGUGGUGGUCAAAGACAACGUAUUGCUAUUGCAAGGGCAUUGAUAAAGAAACCAAACAUUUUAAUAUUGGACGAAGCUACCUCUGCGUUAGAUGUGGAGAGUGAGGGUGCCAUUAACUACACAUUUGGCCAAAUCAUGAAAUCAAAGUCCAUGACUAUUGUCAGUAUCGCCCAUAGACUAAGUACUAUCAGAAGAUCUGAAAACAUUAUUGUUUUGGGGAAUGAUGGUUCUGUAGUGGAAAUGGGUAAAUUCAAGGAAUUGUUUGAGGACCCAAAUAGUGAGUUAUCAAAAUUGAUGAAUGAAAAGACAAACCGCAACGAAAAGAAACCAGAUCUUGUUAAAUCAAACAUAACAUCGGAUGGAACUGACAAAGAUUCUUCCCAAAUGUCAGAAGUAGAGCAAGAAAUCUCAGCAAAGACGAAUCAAAUAGAUGCGAUAGAUGAGAAUGCUAUAGAAGAAGUAGUUAAAGAUGUGACGGAAGAGAGUAAACCUAUCAAGAUUAUAAGGUAA
This is a messenger RNA of Maudiozyma barnettii, 2403 nucleotides long. RefSeq names its product ATP-binding cassette permease MDL2 (gene MDL2). Gene Ontology annotation, cellular component: membrane. The transcript has a single exon. Gene Ontology annotation, biological process: transmembrane transport. Bases 1 to 2403 code for a protein of 800 amino acids. The record is from RefSeq and is a predicted model, not a curated record. Gene Ontology annotation, molecular function: ABC-type oligopeptide transporter activity; ATP hydrolysis activity; ATP binding. NCBI's taxonomy places the organism in Eukaryota, Fungi, Ascomycota, Saccharomycetes, Saccharomycetales, Saccharomycetaceae.